AUGGACGUGAUACAUCUAAACCCCAAGAGCAAUAAGCAACACCUCCCCCAGGAGAUAUUUGACUGUGUAAUUGACCAUCUCCACGAUGACACAAAUGCGCUACGCGCAUGCGCACUCGUCUCAGCCUCAUGGCGCGCCUCUGCCCAGCAGCAUCUCUUCCGCCGGAUAACGCUCGGCCCAUGGAAGAGAAAAACGCAAUUCUUCGCCCUCCGUCCAGCGCCGUCGCCCUGCGCACGGCUCGUCGAAUGUAUACGCAACAGCGGCGCAGCAGCAAGCGUUGCACCGUACAUCCACGAACUGCAUCUCCAGGAGGGUAUCGGUGCGCGCACUUGGUUUGAGCAGGAGAGCGUCAUACUGGCCGCGCUCCUGCGUGCACUCUCUAACCUCCGCCGGCUGGACAUCAGUCCCACGGUGGGGAUGCACAUAUAUUGGGAGCGCUUACCCGGCGAUCUGAAAAGGGCACUGGAGGGGAGCAUGAAGUUGGCGUCGUUGACGGAGCUGAAGCUCGGUGGUGUGGCAUUCGUAGAUUUUGGAGAGGUGCACGAGGUUUUGAGGAAGUGUGUGUUUUUGAGAGUACUAGAGGUGGACCAUCUGCUGGUGCAGGAUGAGAGUUUAGAGGAGUUAUCCUCAGCACUUGCAGAAGCAAAAUAUGUGUACUCCGCCUCGGACCCCAGAAAGACAAAAGGAACACGAGAUCGAACGCCUUUGGACGUGCUUGUUAUUGGACCCAGGACUCCGACUGCAUUUGUUGCUUUCCUGCUUGACGAAGCAUCACCAUUUGCAGUGGACGCGGUAAGAAAGCUGACAGCAUCCCUCUCUGGAAGCUUUCCGGAGUUCGCGAGGCUGUUGCACGCCUGCACGUCUGUUGAGAAUCUAGAACUGACUCUCAUGAACGACGUAAGCCUUCAGGGAUAUUGGACGUUGCCAGACAACCAGCGCUUUGAUUUAUCUCAAGUACCGCGUUUGAAAAAUCUCAAAGUUAACAUCGACGUGUUGCAGAAAAUGGACGAUCCACUACCUUGGUUGGGAGCUCUGUUCAGAACGGGGGUUGAUGCAUCCCUGCCGACGAGGCUAAACAAAGUCGAGUCAAUUUGGAUCGUGUAUUCCAUCUAUCUCCCCGCACCAUACAUGGACAGGUCCGCCAAUGUCGCGAUAUUCGAUAAAUGGAGGGAUAUAGAUCGUAUCCUGAGUGGUGAAAGUGACUCGAUCGAAGCAGAGAAACAGGGUAUUAUACAUAUAGAUGGGCCGUAUGGGAAUUUGAACCGGGUCAAGUUGGAUUUUAUGUUGGAGAAUCCGAUCGGGUUUGGUAUAGCACCGAGGUUUAUGAGGGAGUUGGUGCUUGAAAGUCCUGGUUUGGAGAGAAAGGACAUCCUGCGCGUGAAAGCGUUCGACACGAGUAAAUAG
Molecule: messenger RNA, 1404 nt
Organism: Psilocybe cubensis
Lineage: Eukaryota; Fungi; Basidiomycota; Agaricomycetes; Agaricales; Agrocybaceae
Exons: 2
Coding region: 1-1404 (467 amino acids)
Source: RefSeq, a predicted model, not a curated record